This is a messenger RNA of Aedes aegypti (yellow fever mosquito), 4627 nucleotides long. It is a transcript of the gene trpl, whose product is annotated as transient-receptor-potential-like protein. The coding region runs from base 359 to 4336 and encodes 1325 amino acids. Gene Ontology annotation, biological process: calcium ion transmembrane transport; regulation of cytosolic calcium ion concentration; manganese ion transport. The transcript is spliced from 10 exons. Gene Ontology annotation, molecular function: protein binding; inositol 1,4,5 trisphosphate binding; store-operated calcium channel activity. Gene Ontology annotation, cellular component: membrane; cation channel complex. The record is from RefSeq and is a predicted model, not a curated record. NCBI's taxonomy places the organism in Eukaryota, Metazoa, Arthropoda, Insecta, Diptera, Culicidae.
AUGGCUACUGCCAGUCACAGUGCGCGGUCAUUUGUUUCCCGUCGGUUCCGUUCGGUUUCUAUCCGGUUGGUGCGUGAGUGUGUUGCGUACUGAGCUUUCGUGAGCCUUCAAGCUGACCGCUAACUUUGAGAAGUUGUUCCAGCAGGGACCAGCGUAGAACACGUGUGGCAAGGUCCAGUGCCAACAACGGAACCUUCAAGCAUCUUCUCCGGUGCACAUUUUUUUCGUUUUUUAUCUAAUAUUUUACCUGCUAUUUGUUAUGUGUGGAAAAAAGUAAUCUUAACCGUUUGAAGUUGUGUAAACGCACCAGACAAAGAUUUUGGUAUUCGUACUAAUAAGUUACUAACGAACUGCAAUUAUGUCAAAUGAGAAAAAAGACCCCGGAGGGGUCGGGCUUCAGAUCGAGGCACCGUCCCCAGUGCCCUCCAAUUCGAUCCUGAAUAUGAACGUGAACAUCAACUUGCCGGUACCACUUACGAUGGAGGAGAAGAAGUAUCUUCUGGCCGUCGAACGAGGUGAUGCAGCUACUGUUAAAAGGAUUCUCCAACGUGCCCACCGACGCCAUCACAUCAACAUCAACUGUGUGGAUCCGUUGGGCCGCGGUGCUCUCACAUUGGCCAUCGAUGGCGAAAACCUGGAGAUGGUCGAACUGCUCAUCAUUAUGCAGGUGGACACAAAGGACGGCCUACUGCAAGCGAUCAAUGCCGAGUUCGUGGAAGCUGUCGAGCUGCUCCUGGAGCACGAGGAACUCAUCCACAAGGAGGGCGAACUUUAUAGUUGGCAAAAAGUGGACAUGAACACAGCAAUGUUCACCCCAGAUAUCACUCCACUGAUGCUGGCUGCUCACAAAAACAACUACGAGAUCCUGAAGAUUCUAUUGGAUCGUGGAGCGACCCUUCCCAUGCCACACGAUGUUAAGUGCGGUUGCGACGACUGUAUCCGGAGAUCAUCGGAAGACUCCCUCCGACACUCGUUGGCGCGUGUCAACGAGUAUCGUGCUUUGGCAAGCCCAUCGCUGAUCGCUCUCAGCUCCCAAGAUCCUCUUCUAACGGCUUUCCAGCUUUCGUGGGAAUUGCGAAACCUCGCAUUCGCUGAACAGGAAUGCAAAGCUCAGUAUCUCGAACUGCGUCGCCAAUGUCAGAGUUUCGCCGUAGAUCUACUGGAUCAGUCACGAAGUUCGCAAGAGCUGGCCAUCAUUCUGAACUACGACCCUGACUCACCUCCCUACAUGGAUGGGGAUCACAUGAAGCUAACCCGAUUAGAACUAGCAAUCGAUUACAAACAGAAAAAGUUUGUCGCCCAUCCGAACAUCCAGCAACUGUUGGCCGCAAUGUGGUACGAAGGAGUUCCUGGCUUCCGACGAAAAUCUGCGAUGGAAAAGAUUGCGAUCAUCACCAAAGUGGCCGUUCUGUUCCCGUUCUACUGUAUGAUGUACAUGAUAGCUCCUUCUUGUGAAACGUCCAAGUUUAUGCGAAAACCGUUCAUGAAGUUCUUGAUCCACGCCUCAUCGUAUCUAUUCUUUUUAUUCCUCUUGAUCUUGGUGUCACAGCGAGCUGAAGUUCAGAUUGUACUGCUAUUUGGGACGGACAGUAUGAAACGAGCGCUCCAGGAAGAAUUGGCCCGUCAACGAGGCAACGGACCGACUUAUCUGGAGUGCCUCGUCGUAAUCUAUGUGAUAGGUUUCAUAUGGGAAGAAACGCAGGAGAUCUUCAUCGAAGGCAUCCGAAACUAUCUGAAAAACAUGUGGAACUUUAUCGAUUUCUCCCGGAAUUUUCUGUACUGCUGUGUUGCGAUGUUGCGAGUGAUCGCUUACAUCCAACAGACCUCGGAGAUCAACAAGGACCCCAGUACGGCUUACAUCGCCCGAGAACACUGGGAUGACUUCGAUCCGCAAUUGAUCGCGGAGGGGUUGUUCGCGGCGGCUAAUAUUUUCUCGGCUCUGAAGUUGGUCCAUCUGUUCUCGAUCAAUCCGCACUUGGGACCGUUGCAGAUCUCUCUCGGUCGAAUGGUGAUCGAUAUCGUCAAGUUCUUCUUCAUAUACUCGCUAGUGCUGUUUGCUUUCGCUUGUGGGCUGAACCAACUGUUGUGGUAUUUUGCCGACUUGGAAAAGUCAAAAUGCUACAGCUUGAAGGGUGGACUACCGGAUUGGGACAACCAGGGAGAUGCCUGCAUGAAAUGGAGACGCUUUGGAAAUCUAUUCGAGUCAUCGCAGUCACUGUUCUGGGCCAGUUUCGGUAUGGUCGGGCUGGAAAGCUUCGAACUGGCGGGCAUCAAGUCGUACACUCGCUUCUGGGGUUUGCUCAUGUUCGGAUCGUACUGCGUGAUCAACGUGAUUGUCCUACUGAACCUGCUUAUCGCUAUGAUGUCCAAUUCGUACGCGAUGAUUGACGAACACUCGGACACGGAAUGGAAGUUUGCCCGUACCCGGCUGUGGAUGAGCUACUUUGAAGAGAGUUCGACACUGCCGCCGCCGUUCAACAUUUUCCCGAACAUGAAGCACGUGAUGAGGCUUUGCGGCAAGAAGAAGAAGCGCGACAUCAAAAGGGAGUCCACUAUUCGCCGAAAGGAGGAUAAAGAACGCGCGGAACGGUACACCAACGUGAUGCGGUCUCUUGUUUGGCGGUACGUUUCAGCCAUGCAUCGCAAGAUGGAAGAGAAUGCCGUCACCGAGGACGACAUCAACGAAGUCAAGGGCGAGAUCUCCGCCAUGCGGUACGAGCUCUUGGAAAUCUUCGAGAAGAACGGUAUGGACGUUUCGGCAGCUGAUCGUAAGGAGAAAGCUGUCCUCGCCAAGCGCAUGAAGAUCUGGGAACGUCGUCUAAUGAAGGACUUCCACGUGGCGCCUGUCGAUAUGCAGGACAAUGCACUGGAAGAAGAAGACGAGGAGGAAGACGCCAACCCAUUGGCAAGAUUCCGACGUGUGGCCAGGAAGGUAGCCACACAGACGACCUCGGCCAAGUGGGGUCAGGUCAUGUCCGGUGUUGGCAUUGAAACCAACUCGCAGAUCGGUCGCUGCAAGAACCGGGACAGUUUCCGGCAGCAGCAACAGCUUCAGAAGGCAAUGAAUGAAGCUCGUCGGCUGGUAGAGCGGAGCCCUCUGCCGCGAUCAAGAAGUGCUUCGCCAAUGAUGGACGGAUACGAAGACGAAACUACCAAUACACUGUUGCAGUUGAUCAACCAAUUGGCCGAAGAAACGGGAGGUGACGUCUCGCCAGGAAAUACACUACAUGCCUCAGGCAAGCACAGUCGUUCUACGACUCCGCUGAACAUGCUCACAGCUCAGUUGCAGACCAUGUUGAGCAAAACUCCAUCGCCAAUGCCGAUGAAAUCGUUGAAAACUGGAGAUGCUAGAACACCUGGUAAUCUGAGUCGUUCACCAGCGCCACGAAUGGAAGGUAAAACUCCAUUGGCUUCCAUAAGCGGCAGCAAACCUACUUCUCCCGAACCAUCUGCUCCCGUAGAGACGAAAACCAAUUUGGGAGUAAGAUCUCCUCCAACAAUCAAAUCUCCUCCUCCAAUGAAGAGUCCCAUUCAACCAGUUCAAUCCCCUCCUCCAAUGAUUCGCAUUACCAGCACUGAAUCUCAGUUGAUUAAGAAAUCGGAAUCCAACGACAGUCUUGUCGACGCUGCCCCAACUGUUGAGAUCAAACCUCCAACUCCACAGCCCUCGAAGCCUUCUUCGCCAGUUCUACCGAAAUCAGAUGCUCCGGGUCAACCAGAACCAGUAAAAAAGGUUGAAGAAAAACCAGGCGAAACAGUAGUCCAUGCGGAUGACCCUUCUCCGCUAGUGGCAGGAGUUAACUCACCGCCAAAGGUCAUCAAACGUAAGGCUCCAACGCCGUCAGCACCAGACGCUGCAGCAGCUGGAGAUAUUGCCGUAUCUCGCCCGAUUGCUGCUAAGCCGCAACCUGGCCAGGGAAUGCUACCUCCUCCUCCAAGCAAAGAAGAACAGACUCCAGCCCCAUCAAAUAUCUCUAUCCCAGUCCUUUCCACGACCCCAGCCACACCUCUCCCAGCUACCAAGAACCUUGGAGCUACCCCUAAACAGCCAUCUCCUGCUUCAGUACCACCCCCAAUAGCACCCAAGCCGCAAUCACCUCCACCAGUGCCUCCCAAAGUGACAUCGCCACCGCCCACGGUCAAAGUGGAGACCAUGGCCGAACAGCAGCAGCAGUCGGAGGUGACUUCGAGUACCGAAAAACUGAUCGGUAGCAGCAGUGGAGAUCCUUCGGCAGACGCUGCACGGGCUGCCUCCUCGCCAACCUGUCUCCGUCCGAUCAACAAAAUUGCCGAUGUGAAAACUAUCAAACGGCAGCCCAAGAGUGGUUGGUUGUAAAAGCGACAAUCGUGGAAAGUUGGUGGUGGUUGUGUGGGUUAUUCGCCAAAAGUCUGCUUUUGAUACUUAUUCCAUAUUUGCUAUUCAUAUUUUAAACUUUCAACCUCAUUUUAAUUGGCGUGUAGGUAUUUUAGCAAUAAAAGUGAUAACAUGGGGAAAACGUUGCCAAAGAAGUGAAAUCUAGUCUAUAUCUAUACAACUGUUGAGCAAAAUAUUCAAAACUGUAUCUGAAUAAGAAAGGAUGUCGUGAUACACUGAAGUAACUAUUAAAAUAUGCCAUCUUUGAAAAUA